UGCUUUUCGGACAGGCAGCCCCGGAAGGUCCAGCUUGGCACACGCGGCCCCCGUUGCAGCCACCCAGGGCGAAGCUCGCUCCCAAGCAGGAUGAAGGCCGUCUUGCGCGCCCCCCAGCGGGUCCUGCAGCUCACUCUGGCCAUUGUCAAGCCUGACGCCGUGGCUCAUCCCCUCGUCCUGGAGGCUGUGCAUGAGACCAUCCUGAGCAACAGGUUCCUGAUUGUCCGAUGCAGGGACCUGGUGUGGAGCAAGCAGGACAGUCGGCAGUUCUACCGGGAGCACUCAGGGCGCUUUUUCUACCAGAGGCUGGUGGAGUUCAUGGCCAGCGGCCCGAUGCGGGCCUACAUCCUGGCCCAUGAGGAAGCCGUCCCGUUCUGGAGGUCUCUGAUGGGCCCCACCAAAGUGUUUCGCGCCCAGCAUACGGAUCCGGACUCCAUCCGUGGGGCUUAUGGCCUGACAGACACUCGGAAUUCGGUGCAUGGCUCAGACUCGGCGGCAUCAGCCAGGAGGGAGAUAGCCGUCUUCUUCCCGGACUUCUGCAAGGAGCACUGGUACCAGUACGAGGAGCCACACCUGCGCAGUGGGGCAGUCCGCUACGAUGCCAAGGCAGCUAUUCACCGCGUGCCCGGAGAUGGAUGGACGGAGAGGGAUUAAGGGCAUCUGGAGAAGAUGGGGAGGGUGGUGGACGUCCACCAGCCAGAAAUGUGCUCCUACAGAUUUUGGUCAUUUGCCGGGCACAGUAGGCUGCCGCUGAAAUCCUUUCAUUGCUGGUGCAGGUUGGGUCAGAACAUGCGUCUAUUGGGGUACGCAAGAAGGACAGCGUGCCAGUUUCUCUCAUCUGUCUGUGGCAGAGGAAGCGCUUCUGUGUGCGACCCCAGCCCUCCCAGCAGUGCUUCCACUGUGGGGCAGGAUUUGCACGGUCAGAAUUUAAUUUUGGAAAGAAGAGGUCCUGGAGCGGGAUAUCACCUGAAAGUACGUGUGAAAAGCCUUGACCAGAGCUCUCCUGGGUGGAGCGUGCACCCUUUCCUCCUCAGAUUUGUCGGGCGGAGGCCAGCAUCCUUUUUCAGUCUCAUUCCGUCUUGCUUGGACUUCUCACACACCCGGACAGACUGCAGGCGCCUCCUGGGGAGAUCCCAGGUGGGUGGGAUGUGCGGGUGAGUCUCCUGCCGGUGCUGAGCAGAGCCCUGCCAGGCGUCUCCAGGGUCUUUGAAGCCGCGCCUGUGUCUCUACAAACUAAAGUGGGAUCGGCCUUUGGUGACCAGUUUCCCCUGUGUGUGAGCGACUCUGACUUCUCUUUAAUGAACAUUUUGCUUUGUAAACUGUGGUCAUUGGAGGAGAGGAGGAGGAGGAGAUUGGGUUUCUA
Messenger RNA from Gekko japonicus, 1363 nucleotides. It is a transcript of the gene NME6, whose product is annotated as NME/NM23 nucleoside diphosphate kinase 6. Gene Ontology annotation, biological process: GTP biosynthetic process; UTP biosynthetic process; CTP biosynthetic process. Gene Ontology annotation, molecular function: nucleoside diphosphate kinase activity. Bases 91 to 654 code for a protein of 187 amino acids. NCBI's taxonomy places the organism in Eukaryota, Metazoa, Chordata, Lepidosauria, Squamata, Gekkonidae. The record is from RefSeq and is a predicted model, not a curated record. The transcript is spliced from 5 exons.